UGCGGACCGGGGAGGUGUGAGAUGUCUCUGUGGUCUUCAGUGUUUGCUGUCUGGUUUCUUUCUGUGGUUUGUUCUCCCGUCACCGGAUACCCAGAUGGGAGGGUGACCUCCGCCUGUGACUCCAUGACCCCUCAACACGGACAUCACCCGCAGUCAGGAGCCCUCCAUAAGAUCAGUGUGGACAGGAGCGUGUACAGUCCAGGAGACAGGAUCAGAGUGACUUUGUCCGGCUCACGGUUCUCGGGGUUCCUCCUCCAGGCUCGGGAUGCUGAUCACUUAGAUGGGGACGCGGUCGGUUCCUUCUCUCUGAUCGAUGAGGGAAUCUCUCAGCUUCUGCAAUGUGGAGGCGUCCAGGAUUCAGCCGUCAGUCAGACCAACAAGAGGAGGAAAGAAGAGGUGUCUGUGUACUGGUUGGCCCCCCACCAGGGCCCGCUGCACAUCCAAUUCCUGGCAACUGUUGUGGAGAAAUACGCUGUGUACUGGGUGAAGAUCCCCGGGCCGGUCAUAUCUCAGUCCGGUGCUCCGCUCCUAUCCUCCGCUCUGCAGAACGCCGCACCGCCACCUGAGCUACCAGCCAAGCCACUAGUCGCGUCCUCCCUCACAGAGAUGCUCCUGGAAGAAGUGUCAGCUUUACGUGGACCCGAAGGCACUAGUGAAGCACCUUUUUAUGGCAAGAUGACCUACUGA
Hyla sarda is the source of this 687-nucleotide messenger RNA. RefSeq names its product putative ferric-chelate reductase 1. The transcript is spliced from 6 exons. The record is from RefSeq and is a predicted model, not a curated record. The coding region runs from base 22 to 687 and encodes 221 amino acids. Lineage: Eukaryota; Metazoa; Chordata; Amphibia; Anura; Hylidae. Gene Ontology annotation, molecular function: oxidoreductase activity, acting on metal ions.